Leptidea sinapis is the source of this 1762-nucleotide messenger RNA. RefSeq names its product transcription initiation factor TFIID subunit 7 (gene Taf7). Gene Ontology annotation, cellular component: transcription factor TFIID complex. Gene Ontology annotation, molecular function: RNA polymerase II general transcription initiation factor activity. The record is from RefSeq and is a predicted model, not a curated record. The coding region runs from base 209 to 1369 and encodes 386 amino acids. Gene Ontology annotation, biological process: RNA polymerase II preinitiation complex assembly; transcription initiation at RNA polymerase II promoter. NCBI's taxonomy places the organism in Eukaryota, Metazoa, Arthropoda, Insecta, Lepidoptera, Pieridae. The transcript has a single exon.
UCAAAACUUUCGUAAUGUUUACCAAAGAGAAUAUUUUAAACACUACCUACGUUCUCAGUUCACUGUUUACCUAAUACUAAUUACGAUUUUCCACUUCCCCGUGCUUUCUUGAAAGUUCUGAUCUGAUAAUUUUUUCUCUGGAGUCUAGAUUUGGGACACAUAAUACAGUUUUCAUCUCGAAUGAUAAAACGUACAUGAAGCAAAUAACAUGAAUAGGGACAAGCGUGAAAUGGAUUAUCCGACUGAACUCGAGUCACAAUUCAUUCUUCGACUGCCAGAAGAACCUGCAAAAGUGCUGAAUGAUGUAUUAAAGUCUGGUGAAAACUUAAAAAACCGUCUCUCAAUACAGAUUGAGAACGACAUGAGACAUGGAGAGGUUCGUUUUGACCAUUGGCUUAUGCACGCCAAAAUCGUGGACCUACCCACGAUAAUAGAAUCCUUGAAGACUAUUGAUAACAAAAGUUUUUAUAAAUCCGCUGACAUUUGUCAAAUGAUGCUAUGUAAAUUCGAACCAGACCAGCCUGAAGAGGAAUCACCUUCAAAAACUAAAAAGAAGGACCCAUAUAAAGUCGAUAAGAAGUUCCUGUACCCUCAUGGCAUCACACCCCCUACUAAGAAUGUUAGGAAACGUCGCUUCCGAAAGACGUUAAAGAAAAAGAACAUUGAAGCACCAGAAAUAGAGAAAGAAGUAAAACGGUUGUUGAGAGCUGAUAAUGAGGCGGUGAGUGUAACUUGGGAGGUUAUCCAAGAAGAUGAAGAGCAACAGAAGCCGGAAACUAAGACACCAGCUCAAGUGAAAUCUGAAAAGAAGAAAUCUGCAAAGUCAACUAAGAAAGAAGCUGUUGAUAAGCAAACUAUUGAUAAGUCUAAUGUAGUUGAUAUAUUUGGUGGAGCUGUCAGCGACAGUGAUAAUGAAGAGGAAACAAGAGGUAUGGACGAUAGUGGAAUGUCACAGUACAGCCGCAUGUCAGAUAGCAUGCAGGAUAAAAUACAAGAAACCUAUCCAUUCCAAUUUGAGCCACAAAUGUUCCAGAAGAAAGACUCCAACAUCAAAAUGGAACGAAAUGCUGCUGCAAAAACAGAACAAAGUAUGUCACAACAGAUGGAAGCAAGUGGAAGUUCAAGGCAAUAUGAUGAAGAGGAUUCUCGGGAUAAUGACAAUAUGGCAAUGAGAAUUGAACAAGUGAAGGCAGAGCUGGAUGAAUUAAAAGAACGGAGGCAAAGAACUCAACAUGGUAUGGAGGGGAUCGAGAACCUGGCUUUGAAACAGAGAUUCCAAGAGGUCCUGCAUACAUUGAACCAGGACAUCAUGUUCAAAGAGAUGGAAUAUCAAGGGCUGAUUACAUUACACACUUCUGAAGACAUUUAAAAUUAAUGAAAAUUGUUAUAUUUCCUAUUCUUCCUACUGUGGUUUCUGUGGAAGGAACACCACAAAUUAGCCAAUAUCAUGUUAAAAUAGACCAACAAGCUUAGAGUAUUUGAUUUCUAAUUUUAAUGGUAGUGAUUGGUGCUAAAGAUUGUAACAAGUUUUAUUUUCUUAUUUUAUACCUGAAACAAAUAUACAUGCCGUUAGACUAUACAAAUAUACACAAAUAUGAUUACUUAAAUUAUUAAAUAUAAGUUAUUAGUCAUUUUUACAACAUAAUCUUAUUCUUGAAACAAUGGUAUUUAUUCAGAGCUAUUAUUAUAGCGCCGUAUUUACAUACACUUGUACUUGUCAAAAAUUGUAAACGAAUUAAAAUAAAUAAACUUAAUUAAAUUA